Capronia epimyces CBS 606.96 is the source of this 1041-nucleotide messenger RNA. RefSeq lists its product as uncharacterized. Gene Ontology annotation, molecular function: single-stranded DNA binding; 5'-tyrosyl-DNA phosphodiesterase activity. NCBI's taxonomy places the organism in Eukaryota, Fungi, Ascomycota, Eurotiomycetes, Chaetothyriales, Herpotrichiellaceae. The transcript has a single exon. The coding region runs from base 1 to 1041 and encodes 346 amino acids. Gene Ontology annotation, biological process: double-strand break repair. The record is from RefSeq and is a predicted model, not a curated record. Gene Ontology annotation, cellular component: PML body; cytoplasm.
AUGGACGCCAACUUCAAGCGCAUCAUUGACUUCAUCCAGUCCAAAAAGAAACUCUCACAUCCUUGGAAGCGCCAGGAACGCUACGAUCAACCCUACUAUUCCUUCUCUCCGCAGCGCGCUUCAUGGCAGCAGACCUUACCGUCCAAAGCCCCCCCGACCCAGACCCAGACGACUGCGUCUCUCAGAUUCACAGUUCUCUCAUGGAACAUUGACUUUAUGCUGCCCUUCCCCGAUGAGAGAAUGCGCGCCGCCCUUAGGCAUCUAGAAUCGCAGGUCCAAUCUGCUUCUAGCCCGACUAUAAUCAUGCUGCAAGAGAUGCUGCAAUCCGAUCUCACCCUGAUUCAGGCUCAGCCGUGGGUUCGUGACAACUACUGCAUGACCGAUAUAGACAGCAAAUACUGGGAGUCUGGCCAUUACGGCACCUGUACGCUGAUCCCCAAAGCCUGGUCCAUCGCUGCGGUGUUCCGAGUCCACUACGAAGCGACUGUCAUGGAACGAGAUGGUCUAUUCGUCGAUCUCGACUUUGGCCGUGGUCUCAUUGUCCGGAAUUGCAACACGCAUCUUGAGUCAUUGGUCGCCGAUCCUCCAAGGCGGCCACACCAGCUCGCCACGUCGGCCAAGUUCAUGCAUGACCCGAGAGUUUGUGGCAGUGUGUUGGGAGGCGAUCUUAACGCCAUUCAGGACUUCGAUCGAAGCCUCCACUCGGACAACGACCUUCAAGACGCCUAUUUGAGCCUCGGUGGAAGGGAAGACAGUGACGGCGGAUAUACUUGGGGCCAGAUGGCAGCAGUCAGCCAGAGACAGAUGUUUGGGUGUAGCCGGAUGGACAAGUUGUUCUUCUGUGGGAAGCUUAAAUGCGAAACGUUCGAAAGGGUUGGCCUUGGUGUCGAAGUGGACGAGGACCAUGUCAAAAAAACCUUGGUCGAAGAGAGAGGCCUGGAAAGGGGCUAUGUCACGGAUCACGUUGGUGUCAAGGCAGAGUUCAGUGUCGUUGGACAAGGAUCCCAGGAGAAUGUCAAGGCCGUCCCAGAAACGUCCUAG